Molecule: messenger RNA, 327 nt
Organism: Caenorhabditis briggsae
Lineage: Eukaryota; Metazoa; Nematoda; Chromadorea; Rhabditida; Rhabditidae
Exons: 2
Coding region: 1-327 (108 amino acids)
Source: RefSeq, a predicted model, not a curated record
AUGGUACCGAAAAAGUCUUCGAAAACUUCUGCCCCAGUCGUUGCUCCAAAUUCUGCUCCAGUCGCCGAGCAACCAGCUGAAGCUCCGGCGCCGGCAGCGGUGAGAGCCAAAAGACGUAGUGAAGCCGAUCUUCUCGAUCUUAACAAUCCAAAGUUCGAGCUUCCAUUUGUCACCGACAAGAGAGCCGCAGCUACGGGUCCAAAGAACUACGACAUGGGCAAAGUGGCUCCAGCUAAAACUAAGAAGAAGGCUCAGAAGACUGACUCAAAGAUCCCAAAACAGGCGCCGAAGAAAUCUGCGAAGAAGGCUAAGAAGGCAAAGAAAUAA